Molecule: messenger RNA, 1556 nt
Organism: Solanum verrucosum
Lineage: Eukaryota; Viridiplantae; Streptophyta; Magnoliopsida; Solanales; Solanaceae
Product: putative pentatricopeptide repeat-containing protein At3g28640
Exons: 1
Coding region: 18-1556 (512 amino acids)
Biological process (GO): RNA modification
Molecular function (GO): protein binding; RNA binding
Source: RefSeq, a predicted model, not a curated record
CUUGACAAUGUGCGCUUAUGAACUGUCUAAGCAACGCCCGUGUCCUAGUGAGAGCCAACAACAGCUUCCAAAUAUGGAAAUGGUGCAUGUCUAUGGCAGAAAAGUGCAACAAUAUGCGUCAACUCAAAGCUAUCCACGCCAUUUACAUUACCCUCGGUCUUCACCGCAACACUUACUCCGUCAGCAAGCUCCUCGAUUUUUGUGCCCUUUCAAAUUCCGGCGACCUUUCCUACGCCUCACGGAUCUUCGACCAGGUUCAAACUCCCAAUACGUUCCUCUACAACGCCCUUAUCCGGGCCUACUCUAGCAGCUCACAACCCCAAUUUUCCCUCAAUUACUUCAAUCUCAUGGUACAAACCAAUAACGCUGCGGCUCCUGAUAACUUCACAUUUCCCUUCCUCCUCAUCGCUUGCGCUAACGGUCCUUUGGAAGUGGAGGGUAAACAAAUACACAGUUGGAUAAUCAAGAAUUCCUUUUCUGCGUCAAAUGCACAUGUACAGACUGCAUUAAUUCGGUUUUACACGAACUGCAAAGCAUUGGAUGAUGCUCGUAAGGUGUUUGAUGAAAUUACUGACAUUGAUGUUAUUCAAUGUAAUGUUCUUAUGAGUGGACACCUUCAAAGCGGACUAGCAAAGGAGGCAUUGAGUAUUUUUCAAGAUAUGUUGGGGCGUGGAGUUGGUCCAGAUGAGUACUGUGUGACCACAGCACUUGCUGCCUGUGCUCAGUUAGGUGCUCUUGAGCAAGGAAAAUGGAUUCAUGAGCAUGCUACAAAGAGUGAGUGGUUGGAAUAUGAUGUUUUUAUCGGCUCUGCUCUUGUUGAUAUGUAUGCUAAGUGUGGGUGUAUUAACAUGGCUUCUGAGGUAUUCGAGAGCAUGCCUACGAGGAAUAAGCAUUCGUGGGCAACAAUGAUUCGAGGGUUCGCUGUCCAUGGUUGUCCUGAGCUAGCAAUAAGCUGUUUGGAGAGGAUGCAGGUGGUUGAUGGGCUUAAGCCUGAUGGUGUUGUCAUUCUGGCAGUUUUAGCAGCAUGUGCACAUUCAGGGCUUCAGAAAGAAGGUCAAGGUUUGUUGGAUGAGAUGGAAUCUUUAUAUGGCGUUACACCGGAACAUGAGCACUUCAGCUGUGUAGUGGACUUGCUAUGCAGAGCUGGCCGAUUGGAUGACGCACUUAAGCUUAUUAGAAGGAUGCCAAUGAAACCGCGGGCCUCUGUUUGGGGGGCAUUGUUAAGUGGUUGCCGAAAUCACAACAACGUGAAUCUUGCAGAACUUGCUGUCAAAGAGAUUUUGUUGGUAGAAGAUAGCAAUGAAGCUGAAGAAGAUUCUGCUUAUGUUCAACUAUCAAAUAUAUAUUUAGCAGCUCGACAAUGUGAUGAUGCACGUCGAAUCAGGAGGAGAAUUGGUGACCGAGGGCUCAGGAAGACACCUGGGUACAGUGCAAUUGAGAUUGAUGGGAUGAUUAAUGAGUUCAUAUCUGGAGAUGUUUCCCAUGCAUGUCUAGCUGACAUUCAUAAGGUGCUUGAUCUAACUUAUCUAGAUCCCGAAAUUGACAACCUAGUAUAG